AGCCACAACACGCUGCAAAAACAGGAUAUCAGCUUGUGUCAAAAAGAUCGGAGGAGGUUUUGAGGUUUUGAUUUUUAUCUUCACAGACUCUGCCUCCCCACUUUUUCUCUGUGUGUUUGUCUUACAUGCAUUCCCCAAAGAGAAAGAGAAGAGAUGGCAGAGGCCGAGACACCGCUCUACGCCAAGAUCUUGAACAAGUACAAAAACAGAACGACCCAGUCCUUACUGGAGCCUCUUUUGGCCGCUGAGUUCCCUGUACACACAGCGUGAGUAUCUCUGGAGUUAAAUUGCCAUAAAGCCGUCUCUGAUCUGUUUGCAAAGUUUAAUCUGUAAACUAAAAGGCUGUGUGGAGCCAUCAACAUCACGGAACAUCCCCUUCUGUAUUGCAGCAAGCUCGGCCCUUGGGUUGGGUAUCACAAGAGACUUAUGGGUAUGCUUAGAUUUUCUUCGGCCAAACCUGUUGAAGGAGAUUAUUUGACAUAGUUUUACCAUAAAGUCAUGAUGUAUUGUAUUGACCAGUACGUUGCCGCUGCAUAUUGUUUCAGAUUUGCCACAGCAAGAGCUGUAAGGGAGCCUGAAACCCCAGAAUAGUUGGGGGUGUUUUUGUUUUUGUUUUUAUAUUGUGAUUUUAUGUUGUGAACUGCCCUGAGACCUGCACCUGCAGCUAAGCUCUCGACACAAUGUUUUAAAAAGAUAGGCCUUCCCUAGUGCCUUGCAAUGAGCUCCCUAAUCUAACUCAUGGUGCUUAGUCACAUCUCGUGGUGGCAUUUUGAGGGAGGCCUAGCUGGAGAUAACUUCCUCAUAAGCUGGAGCAGUAACCAUUUUUGACGUGACAUUGGAACAUUGAGAUGGAUGGAACAGCAGAAAGCAUAGAGCACCUUGCUAAUGACUAUGGUGGGCAUGUGAUGCACAUACAGUGGUACCUCGGGUGACAAACACUUCGGGUUACCAAUGCUUCAGGUUACAAACUCCGCUAACCCAGAUGUAGUACCUCGGGUUACAAACUUUGCCCCAGGAGGAGAACAGAAAUCACGUGCCGGUGGCGCAGUGGCAGCAGGAGGCCCCAUUAGCGAAAGCGCGCCUCAGGUUAAGAACCAUUUCGGGUUAAGAACGGACCUCCAGAGCGAAUUAAGUUUGUAACCCGAAGUACCAUUGUAAGUCCAUGCUGCUCACUUGAGAGAGGAUAGAAAUGUUUAGGGGAGUAUACCAUGCAAUUCACUUUUUUUUUUUAUGAUAGCGGCAGCCGUGCAAUAUGUUUCCGAAUUCUGGUUCCCAAAUGAGCUCUGUGUGUCAGAGUAGCUCAGAUUGAAUGCCCCAUUUGCUUGCUUUUAUUCUUUCCUACUGUACUGCCUAUAUUUAUAUGCUGUCAAAGCACUCAAGAUGGCUUACAGUUUAAAACAAUGGCUUGUGAUUUGAAAGACGUGAGAAAAAGGAACAGGAAAAGAAGUUACACACGUUCUGAAGUUACACAGUCAGGAUUUUCUUCUGAUCUCUUUUGAAACUUUGUGUCUCUAGUACUUGUGUUGCUGUGCUUAUUUCUCGUAUGAAUGGAGCUGUAUGAUCACACAUGAGCAGUGUUUUGCAUACACAACAUUCAACAUGGAAACAUUUUGCAGGCUUGCCACUUUUCAGUGAUCCUGGUAUGGUGUCUGUAAUGGUCAUCUGGCACGUAGAAAUUAAUCAGGUUAAAUAUUUCAGAGAGGUAAAGUGAUGGAGAAAGCUUCACCAGUUUAAUGUAUUCAUGUCAGGCUGCUUUUAAAGUCACAGGAACAAAACCAUGAAGAGAGGGAAGAGGAUGAGACCCAAAAAAGUGGGUGUAACAUUUAAGCAUAUAAGGCUGCAACAUUUAGUUGAUUAAAAAAUCUUCACAUAGAUUUAAAAGUUUCCCCAGUUAAACAGGAAAUAGAUUUUUAAACUUGAACUAUUUUUAACAUCAUUGCUUACCAAAGUAAACCACAACAGCACAGGAGAUGGAGAGUGUACCUGAGAAGAGGCACUGUCAUGUAUGCCUCUUUUAACCAAAACAAUGGGUGCUUCUUUCUUCAUAAUGAUAGUUGAGUCAUUGACAGAUUUGAGAGAAUGAAAGUAUUAUCGACUAGGGGCGAAUGAACUUGUUAAUUUUGAUUUUCUAAGUUUCUCAUUUUUCCAAUCUUAUAUUCAGUUCUCCACAUUUCUGCUGCAAUCUGCAAUUAUUAUUAUUAUCAUUUGCCAAAAAAGCCUAAUGAAUAUUCUUUAGCAUUUUACGGUGGUUUUCUAAUAAACCCAUGUUUGUAUAUAGUUUUGAUUAAUAUAUACAUUUUUGCAAGCCAUUUUCCCGAAUAGAAAGCAUUUUUGUUAUUUUUCACUAAUGUAUGUGGGUUGGUUGGUUGGUUGGUUGGUUGGUUGGUUGGUUUUUUCACAUUCCUCCCUAUUGUAUGCAUUUUAGUACAUAUUAUUUAGCUGGAGAACUUAAUCGUAACAUUCUGGGAACUAUGAAUUUUGAGAGAUACCUGUGUUUCAGAUUCUGUAUUGGUUCAAAAAGUGCAAAUUAGAUCGUCUCUUAUUAAAACAUGGAAUAAAUUGGAUUUCUCAUCCAUCUCUAUUAUCAAUUCACGAGACUGUUCCAACCUCCUGUCAGUGCAGCUGCCAAAGCCACAUACACACAACUUCACUGUCUCAGCAAAAGCCACAUUUAUCCAUUGUCAGCUUCUCUGUGGACUAGGGAUGGGGAAUAUGUGGCUCCCAAGAUGUUGUUGGACUACAACUCAAUCUUGCUUGACCAUUGCCCAUACUGGCUGGGGCAGAUGGGAGUCAGAGUCCUACAAAAUCUGGAGGCCUACAAAAGCACACCUUUCUGCAGCUGUUAUCCCAUUUGUGCUCAUCAUGUCUGUUUGGGGGGUUGCUGAAUCUCAUGGUUCUUUGUGUCUGGCAGGGUUGGAAUAGCAAAACUGAUCAGUUAAUGAAUCAAAACCCAUUAUGCCCAAUCAACUACAAUUUCUUUAUUCAGGUGAAAGUCCUGGUGUUUGGAAAGUGGAAAAUCGAACAACUUGUUAAAACACAAGAUAGGCAGCCAUAUUCUUGGUUUCAGAAUCUAAAUUUAGCCGAUGUAGUAAGUCAUUACGUUCAGAAAACUUUCCCACAGCCAAAUACCAGACGUGCAGCAUACUGUUCAAGUGUGAUUGUGGCCUUGUUUUCACAUAGUGGGUUCUUUGUACUUUCCUCAGGCUAAAAGCUUUGGCAGCUACUGGGCAAAAGUCAGCAGAAGAUGCCGCAAAGUGGUGAGUGUGCAAAAGCUGUAUUUCUCAAUGACAUGAAUUAGAAGGUAUUGUUCCAUCUUUUGUGUGUGUGUGGGGGGGGGGGUUUCCCACUAACACUGUAUCUGACAUUGUAGGAAAUGAUGCUACAAAAUCGCAGCAAACUCAAAUAUAUAUUUCAGCAAUGGAAUGAGAAAAUUCAGUAUGGCAGCAUGUUAGAUUUGCUAAUAAUAAUAAUAAUAAUAAUAAUAAUAGUAAAUUUUAUUUAUACCCCGCCCUCCCCGGCCAGAGCCGGGCCCAGGGCGGCUAACACCAGUAAACUUAUAGUAAAAACAUAAUAGGGGAAAAAACCAAUUUAAAAUACAGGUUAAAAUGCAAUUUAAAAUGCAGCCUCGUUUUAAAAGUAGCCCAUAGAUCAAAACCAUAAGGGGAGGGAAACAUAAGGGUCAGACCAAGUCCAAACCAAAGGCAAGGUGGAACAGCUCUGCCUUGCAGGCCCUGUGGAAAGAUGUCAAGUCCCGCAGGGCCCUAGUCUCUUGAGACAGAGCGUUCCACCAAGUCGGGGCCAGUACUGAAAAGGCCCUGGCCCUAGUUGAGACCAAUCUAACCACCUUAAGACCUGGGACCUCCAAAAUGUUGUCAUUUGUGGACCUUAAUCCCCUGACCCUGAGCCUUCUUCCCUUGGGGAUUCCCCAGCUGGUGCCUCCCACCAGUCCUCUGCAACCAGGCAGUGAAUGACUAUGGUGGCUGGCCUGUUAGGGCAAAUGGCGCUCUGCCCCACCAACCUCAAUCAGUUCCAGCCAGCAGUACAACCUCUUUUAGGAUGGCGGACACCACUCCAUCCUGCAAUGAAAUGUUUACCACACCCUGAGCCCAACUAGCCUUCACCACCUCUGCUGAAAAAAGAAAUUGGUGGGGAGUUUCCCCACCACUUUAAGAUCACAUCCUUCCUUUCUUCUUUGGCGAUCGCUCGUAGCUGAGUAAGAUUGUCUUCCGUAAACAUGGUUUUAAAAGUGAGUCCAUAAGUGACUGUGAGGCCAAUUCUGGAUCCACACGUCCUUCCACAGUGGGGACAUAGGUUUCCAGGCGGGAGUUGAUCAUGGUGAGGGUUUGUCAAGCGUGCAUUCCUCUUAGCGCAUUUCUCCCUUUCGUCCUGAGUUCGAGCGUCUUCAGAACCCAUGAUACCUUUGGUAAAGGCUGUUCUCUAACUGGAGCACUCGCAGGCCACUGUUUCCCACUUGUUGAUGUUUAUACUUCAUUUUUUAAGAUUUGCAUUGAGAGAGUCUUUGAAAGCCACUUCCGAGCUGGAGAGGAGGUGGGGUUGCGGGCCCACCCCCUCCCCAUGCACGUGGGGGCUGGCUCACAGCCCCCGCGAGAGCAGGGGAAUCCUCGGGCGCGUCACCGCCCCGGCCGGCCAAUCGGCGAGCUGGGGAAGCGUGGCCUAGUACAUUUUAGGCUGGCGCACCCGGGGACUUUCCUCUCUUCCCCGUUCUAGCUGCUUUGAUUUCCCAUCCCCCCCCCUUUAGGUUUAGCUAGCCCUGACCUUGCUAUGGACUCCGGUUGGUCGCCGCAAGGGGCCUGGUAGGAAUUUUUCCACUUGCCAAAUUUCUAGGCAUUUGGUUUUUUCACCUACCUCGUAGCAAACGUCACAACUACCCGGUAUUGGGGGUUAGGCAUUGGCAGGGGUAAUUGUUAUGCAAAUGAAGGGGGGAAAGAAGCACCAUCACCUUCUCCCAAAGCGAAGGGUAGUCCGGUAAAGGACUCUGGGGGGCGUUGCCCUGUCCAAAGCCUAUGGAGGUGUGGGCCUAAGGCACGCCCCCAAGCAGUGACACCUGGGGGAUCCUAGUUGGCGUACUUCAGCAGGACUCCCCCGGCUGGUGGUUAACCCUUCCCGGUCUCCAUGCCGGGUAGUCGAUAGGAACCAAUGCCUAAGGCCAAUACCUCUCAAUUCCUGUAAUCAAUAAAGUUGUGGCCUUUUUACGCCCAUUAACCUUAAAUAAUGUGUCCUGUGUCUUCAUUUCACAUGGGGGGAGGGGACUUGCCACGCAACCUCUUUUGUUGAACACCAGCAUUACGCUCACCAUUUUAAAGUUCGGAAUAGAGUAGUUGCUUUGGAAGACGAUAAUCAGGCAUCCGCACAACAUGGCCAGUCCUACAAAGUCGAUGUUGAAGAAUCAUUGCUUCAGUACUGGUGAUCUUCGCUUCUUCCAGUACACUGGCAUUAGUUCGCCUGUCUUCCCAGGUGAUGUGUAAAAUUUUUCGGAGACACCGUUGAUGGGAUCUUUCAAGGAGUUGGAGAUGUAGUUUACUGCUCACAGAGCUACAGUUCUCAGCAAUGUUAAAAAAUUAUGGUUUCCAGGAUUUGGGGGUGGAGAGCCAUAGUGUGGGUGCAACCUGUAUGUUAAAAAUGCCCUGCAUCAGGUCCGGCACAUACACGAGGAGAGGUGAAGCAGCUGCCUCAGGCAGCAGAAGCCCCCAAGGCAGUGUCCCUGCAAUUACUGCCAGAGGAGCAGUGCCAGCAUCUGUGCCAGUUUCUGAUGAGAUCACUUUGUACCACCAUUGCAGCCUAUGUACAUAAAGUGUGAAUCAGCUCUUGCAGAAGACCGUCAUAAGUUUAUCACUUCAUCUCUACAUUGUAGGUUGCAUUCUCACUGCAAUGAUCCCUCACUGGAAGACCCAAUCCCUCAGGAAUAUGCCCUCUAUUUGUGCCCGACGGGUGCUUUGAAUGACACACUGAUGGAAUUUUGGAAAGAAAGCAAAAACCAGUGUGGGAAAAACAAAGCCCAUGAAGUUUUCCCACACAUCACACUUUCUGAAUUCUUUACGGUGAGUGAACAAAGUAUUUAUUGUGCUGACAAUGACUGAAGUCUCUUGAUUUAAGUCAAGGGUCAGCCCCAGAACCUAUUUGCAGUGCUUGCCAUUUUUUAAUCCAUUUUUACUUGGUUGUGUGCCUUGUUCUCAUCAUCUUAAGUGUGCCAUUUCAUCUAUUUCCAGUGUUCAGGAAUGAGUGUUGUUGCUUGCUUAGCCAAAAAAAUACCACUGAUUUACAAGAGAAAGGUAUCAGACAACCUGGAGAAGCUCCAAAAUUUACAGAAGUGCCAAAAGAAAAAGAAAAAACCCUUUGGGUGGGGGACUCUAAAGGGAGGGGGCUAAAACUGGCUCAUAUGGAAUUAGCAUACUCAGUGACCCUGAAAGGUCAACUGAACAUUUUGAGAGCGUGUGGGAAAGCAGGUGGGUGGGUGACCAUAAUGGAGUCUUUUGGAAGAGGAAAUGGCUGGCUGAAACACUUCACUGCAGAGUUUUGUUGCAGAUCUCACUUGUAAAUGGUGCCUGUGGCAAGGGGGUCCAUUGAAAUCCUGUAACUGGUGGGUUUUAUUUCAGUGUGAAGACCAAAAAGUUGAUGGCUUGUACGAAGCCUUGAAAAGAGCAGGCGACAGGUUUUCUGGUUACUUCCCGGCAAUCAUUUCCUUAUCACUACACUCCUCCAGCACCUACAUUGGCUUCUUCGUUAGCGACGGCCCAGCAAAUGUCCUCAAGUCGUUUGCUGCAGCUUUUGCUUCAGAGGCUAUCGUCUUAGCAGGUAACUACUUUGACAAACCCGUUGUCAAAGUUUUCCCUGUUUCAUGUUGGCACACAUAAGCAGAGAAGCUGCCCUCUCCAUUUCAGUGUCACAAAAAGUUCUGCAUGAGUUUGCAUAUUGUACAGGUUGCCUUUUUUCUGACAUCAAGCAGCAUCAGGCAGCCCCUUCUUGUGUGUAGCUUUGUGAGUGCACUGGAGCCUGCACGUGUGUGACUGCUUGUGUGUACUAGGGCUGCAAUCCUACCCACUUACCUGGAAGUAAAUCCCAUUGAAUUCAGUAGGUAGACACCCAUAGGAUUGCACCAUAAAUUGGAGCUAUAAUGCAUUUUUCAAAAUGACUUUUUUCAGCAUAGUAAAAAAAAAUUAUAGAAUACAACUCUGGAAAUAAUAGAAUGAAAACUAAUUUCAUCCUUCAAUACUAUUUGACAGUUGUUGUUGUUGUUGUUGUUGUUGUUGUUGUUGUUGUAGAUUGCUGUGUAAAACCUUCAACAAAGCAGCUCCAUCUUACAUUGGCCAACAAAUUUUACCCUCACCAUCAAAAGACUUUGGAACAACUGGCGAAAUCGGUCAAUUCUAAGCAAAGCUGCCAGUGGACAGCAGUUCUGUAUUCCAGAGAUAUGCGCUUUGUACAUUACCAGGUGUGUACACUACAAGAUACUGAGGAUGUGCACUGAACACAAGGUUUUCCUUAUAUCUGUAUCUGUAGUUUUGGAAAGUAGCUUGAUCUGUUUUGGAUCCUCUCUGUGUCUUUCCAGUUCAAUUCAUUAUUUGGAAUCAAAUUAGAUCUGUUAAAAACAAAGUCCUACUACGACCCCCAAUUCAAUAUUAUGGGGUAUCUGAAAAUGGCUCUACUGCCCAUCCCCCAAUCACAGAAGUGGGUGAAAUUUGCAGGCACAGCAACCGUUUUUGAGUGGGUUAAUUGUAGGCAGAUACGUUCAGGGGUUUGAUUCAAAGCACCUCUAAAGUUUUAACAAUAGAAAAGCGUAUAACUUUUUUAUUUUAUUUUUAUUUUUUUAUUUUAUUUUUUUAUUUUUAUUUAUUUUUUUCUGUUAGUAGUGGAUGGAAUUCCAGCAAUGUUGCCCCAUCUGAGGAGAUGACACUUGCUGAAUUUCAGAUUAAUAGCUGCAGUUGUCCUCCUGCAAGUGCAGGCUUUACUCUUUCAGGUUGGGUACUAAAGGAAUAAUAGGAUGUAGAGAUGAGAAAGGGGCAUGGAUCCCCAGGAAAGACUAGGCUGGGUAAAGUGCAAUCCCUCAGGAAGGACUCUGUUAUUCCAAGAGGAAGAAAAUGUUUUGUUUAUUAUUAUGUUAGGUAUUUUGUGUUUUUAUACUAUAAGCUACCCUGUGGUCCUUGGAUGAGGGGCGGUAUAUAAAUUAAGUAAAUAAAUAAAUAAAUAAGGCUUGUUGGGGGAUGGGCUUCUGACACAAACCCUAGGAUUUGGAGGGAGAUAUCUCUAUUUACUUGCACAAAUCCACAUGAAACACAGACAGUGUUUAAUUCCCUCUUCCACAUUGCUGUGAUUUGAAUGUCUGGGGGAAAUAAUUCACUGUGUUUAAAAGCUAAACCUGUCCAUCAAAAUGAACUAUCUGUCACCUCUCCAACCCAUCUCCUCCCCUCUCAAGCUCUGAACAUUUCCCUAGUUUUGGUUUUCAUAUGUGCUUUUGGAUAGCUGAAGCCACUUGGAAGCUUAAAGAGUCCCCGAGUUAAAAGUGUGGUUCAACUCAGAAAUGUGAGAAGACUCUCUGAAUAAAUUAACACCCAUACUAGAUACCUUACUCUUUGAAAUUGGAAAAAACUUUCUGUGGGUGUUUAGUUGGUUAGAUAUAGAGUGCUAACCUUCGUGAUAAGCUUUUGGCAAUGCAUCACUUUAUUUUCAUUCACGAAACAGAAAUAUAUCCUUUCUUUUAGUCUGGCUAUGUGGCAUUCUACUCUGAAAAGUCAUUUUGCAUGCCAUGAAUUUUCUUGGAGAGCCCCAGAUCCCUUGCACAAAAGAGAGGCCUCAGGUUCCGAAAUUUCCCUGGUUUUGCUAACAGUGUUUAUGCCACGGUUUCUCAGACCACUGAUAGAUAUAGCGCUAGGGGUAGGUGAAAAGUUCAGUUCAGUUCAGUUCACAUUUAAGGGAAUUUGCACACAAUGUGUGAACCACAACACAAAUUUGCACUUCUCUGAAUUUUGCAAUGCAGUUCUCCUGCUAAGUAAAGUGUACAAAAUGCAUGUGUGUGUGUGUGUGUAAAUGUGUAUAUUACUGAAGGUAACAUUAAAAAAAAACCAUUGUAUUAGGGGAAAUUGCUUUUAAAACUGAUUUAUUAAGCAAAUGUGUGCAAAUCUAUGUAUUCUAGGAGAAUAUUGCACUAAAUUGCUGGUGAAUUUUCAUGAGCACUUUUUAAAAAAAAAUGCUAAUUGAUAUUGAAAUGUGGGGAAUUGAACUUAAUAUUUGGAAAACUGAGAUAAAUUAAAAAAUGACAUAUUCACCCAUCCCUGGUUUUUUUUUACUCCCACCUGUUUUUCUGAAUUAAAGCUGCACUUUAGCCUUAUACCAAAAAAGAUCUAUUUUUAGUGUGCAUUGAGUGAAUAUACAGAGAAGAAUAUAUGAAAGGCAGAAGCAGGUUGCUGUGUGGGGUAGAACCUCUAUGUUAGCUUCCUGGCAAAUGGACCAUUGUAGCUUACCAGGAGGGAAAGGGGUCAGGUGUCGGAGAGGUCAGUACAGUGCAAAUGCCCUGACAGAGGAACUGGAUUGGUUCUGUCAGUGCAUUUGCACUGCACCAACGACCUCAGCCCUCUCCGGUCCGGGAAACAAUAGUGACCCACCAGCUAGUGCAGCGGUUUCAUCCUUCUUGGUGAGUUGCUCAGCUGAAAAAGGCUUUUAACCUAUUUUGUGAUAAGCAGCUGUUUUCCAUGACACAUCAUACUAACAUAAUCAGAUAAUCGCAGUUAUACCAUGAACAGUAAACCAUGUGAGCUUCUCUUUCAUUGAGCCCUAAGGUUUCUCCUGUUACAAAUAUAAACUGAUUCAAUGUCUCAAAUAAAGUUGAAGCAGAUGUCAACAAUGUCUUCUUUUCCUGGAUCUGACAAAACGUAUCUCACAUUAUUGUUCUCCUCUUUAAAAAUAAAUAAAUAAUCAACUUCUCUUAGCUUUUGAGGGCCCUGUUCCAGUAUAAGCCUCAGAACAUUGAUGAACUGAUGCUGAAUGUUGGGGAUCUGGUUUAUGUUGACCGGGCACAGCAAACAGAAGUUUGUGAAGGCUGGGUGAUUGGCAUCUCCCACAGAACUGGGUGCCGGGGAUUUGUUCCUGAAAAUUACACAGAAAAAGCCAACGAGUCAGAUACCUGGGUCAAACACAGGUUAGUAUUACUGAGCUUCAGAUUUUUUUAUGGCAUAUGUGCAAACUAUUCCAUAUCAUUCUCCACUUGUAUAAGAGUUGAGUUGUUAUUACCCUUCACUUUUAGUUAUUAAAUCAACCCUGUGCAGAUUGAUCCCUGUAUAAUAGACAAUAAUGUAGUAUUCCACCAUGCUGCAUAAGUGCCAGAAAAGCUGCAUAAGUUCAGGAAUUAUUAGCAAAGCAGCCAAUGAAUAGAAAUGUGUCCAGACUUUGCAUCCCUUAUCUUUAGCAUGUCAGUGCAGAUUCAUACAGUCAUACAUCGGGUUGUGAAGCGCCACGUCUGUGCACGCGUGUGACGUGAUUCAGUGCUCCUGCGCAUGCACGUGACAUCAUUUUGUGCUUCUGCACAUGUGCGAGUGCCAAAUCCCGGAAGUAACCUGCUCCGGUACUUCUGUGUUCGGUGCGGUCCCCAACCCGAAAACGCACAACCUGCAGUGUUUGUAACCUGAGGUAUGACUGUAUAAUAGAAAUAAGGGCUAGUUCUGGAGUUGUGUUUCUUACCUAUUUUGUUAUUUUGGAGAUUUCCUGCAGCACCAAUAUCCAAAACAAUUGAACUUGGGGGCAUUCCCACCACAUGUGGAGGUAUGUGCCUAUGGAGGUGUAGCCUCUCCAACACUUAGAUGAGGUUUCUGGGUGUCAACAGUGCCAGCUUCCAUAGUGUAAGGUACCAUAUAUAGGUAAGUUUCAGACUGAGUAGUUCUCUUCAUUUGGCUAAGAUGGAUUUAAAUGGUGGUUUAGACCACAGUUUAGACCAUUGGGUAGGGUUCAUUUCGUAUCCUAUGUCAUACAUUGUCUUUCUAAGUGCUCUAGAAAUUAUCAAGUAUCAUCUCUCAAGGUGCCUUAGAAGCUAGCAUUCUUGCAAGUUAUUUGGAAGACUAGCUUUGUCUUACUAAGCACUCUAGAGGCUAGCAUUAUCUUUCUCAGACCUAGACACUAACACAGUUUUUCUAACAAGGUCCUUCUAACUCCCACACUCAGCUUGAAUAUUUGUAAAUAAACAGAUGUCACACAACCACCAUACAUCUCUAUAAAUCACAAAGAAAGUGGCACUUUAAGAGGCUGCCCUCUUUACCAUGUAAGAAAAUUGGGAACACAAUAUAGCAAAUACCCCUGGAAAUAUACAUUGGCUAUAUUCAAAGAUUAUCUGUUUCUACAAUCUGCCAUAUUGUCAUUUAGAGAACCCUUGUGGGCUCAACCUUCUUUGCAGAGAUCCGUGGGUUUGGUCAGCCUGGAGGUGGCCUUGAUGUCACAUAGUGUGGACUUUGUGUUUGGUUUCAAAAAGAAGCAGGAGCCUGGAUUUCUCCACUAUUUUAUUAUCCCUCUCAGUCAUUGGCAUCCAACUUUCUUUUACAGAGAAUAUAUGUUCACUCUGCAUUCUAAGAAUAAAAAUGAGUCUUGCAAUAAACUGAAAAACCCAAAUCCUUUGCCAAGAAAUGCAGGCAAAACACUUCCUCUUCAGGUAACUGGCUUUUGAAUGUCUUCAUCCUAUGGAGUGUGCAUGAAUGAUAGUGUAAGAAAAGCUGCUGUACAAAAUAGGUUUGCGCAAGUAACAUUUUAUACAGUUUUGGGGUUUCACCAUCACAUGAAGUGUAACAUUAAGAAACCUUCCCAGGCAGAAGGAUUUCUGUUUUCAGAAGUAAACCAGCUUUCAAAACCUUGGGGAAGAGAUAGGGAACCUGUGGCCCUCUGGGCGCUGUUGGACCUCAAUUCCCAUCACCCCAGACAGCAUGGCUGAUGGUCAGGGGUGAUGGGAGCUGUAGUUCAACAUCUGGAGCGUCGCAGGCUUCCUAUCCCUGCCUCAGGGCUCUCUUAUACAUUAUAUUCAGAUCUCCACAAGGCAAGCAGUUAUUGUAGUCGGCGUGCGAAAGCAUGUUGCUUUAAUAGACUGUUUUGUACUCCUAGACUACGUCGUCUUUUGGUGGAUUUAUCAUAAAAGCAACCCCAAAUUCAGAAUGGAGAAAAAUAAUCGGCAUUGUGAGAAUCUCAACUAUCCAGCAUAUCUAGCUAUGUUACAACCACUAGCCGUGAUAGCUAAAUGUGAACAUCAUGUUCAGAGGCACCAUGCAUCUCACCCUAUUUGUGAGCCUCUUAGAAGCAGCUGGUUAAAUUCUGCUGGGGACAAAAUGUGGUUCCCCCCAGAUGUUGUUGGAUUCCAACUACCAUCAACCAAAACCAGCAUGGCCAAUGGCCGGGAAUGAUGAGAGUUGUAUUCCCCAGCAACUAGAUGCCCACAGAUUCCCCAGUCCUGCUACACUAUAUAGACCAGACUUUGUUUUGAUUUAACAUGGAAAUUCCUACAUUCUUACCACGAUCUGAACUUGCACCAUUUGUCCUAGUGACAAGAGUGUCAAUGUCACUGGUUGAUGCACUUAAAACUUAUAGAAGUGCCAUUUUGUAGAGGCCAUGCCAGUGCAGCAUGGUGCGAAUAAUACUUCUGCUCAUUUAAACUUCUUGUUAUCUAAAAGUUUCUGUCAUUUUAAUGAGCAGAGUUGUAAUGCAAUUUCUUCCAGCUCCCUGGGAAAAGCACAGUCCCAAGAGGCCUCUUGAUUAUUCGCCACGGAGAAAGGGUAGAUCAAGUGUUUGGGAAGUCUUGGCUCCAGCAGUGUUUUGAUGCAGAUGGUAAGUAGAAGGUUGGGGAUCUGAUACAGCAGAUUUGACCUAAAGCAAUGUAUCAUAUUAACAGUAAUGAACAAACAAAAAUGAUUAGCCCAUCUGCUCCCUGGAAACCCUGUUGAGAAUGGAAAUGAUCUCUCUGUGAGUUCCCAAGUUGCCUUGAGUUUGAAAUGGGUUCAUCAUAAAUUAAUAAAGCAGCAUUUUCAGGGGCUGUGCAACUUAUGCAUCAGACUCUAAAAUCAGUAAAAGUAGGCCAAGAUAGGGUCUGGAAAUCAAGCCUUAUGAGGAACAGUUGAAGGAGCUGGGUAUUUUAGCCUGAGGCGAUAUCCGAUAGCCAUCUUCAAAUAUCUAAAGUGUUGUCACAUGGAAGAUGGAGCAAGCUUGUUUUCUCCUGCUCUGGAGGGUAGGACUUGAACCAAUGGAUUCAAGUUACAAGAAAGGAGAUUCCGACUUAACAUCAGGAACAUUUUCUGACAGUGAGGGCUUUUCAACAAUGGAAUGAGCUCCCUCAGAAGGUUGUGGACUCUCCUUCAUUGGAGGUUUUUAAGCAUAGGUAGCGUGGCCACGUGUCAUGGAUGCUUUAGUUGAGAUUUGUGCAUUGCAGGGGGUUAGCCUAGAUGACCCUUGGGGUCUCAUCCAACUCUACAAUUCUAUGAUUCUAUGACUCUAUUGGAUGGGUGGGGAAUUGAGAUUGUAAUAGUGGUGGCAUCCUAAGGACACCUAGGCCAUAAUGGAUUAAAAGCAAACCUAAGCGAAAUAAAAUUAGAUUUGCUGUGGAUGUUCUGGCAUUAGUUGUAAAAGCAUUCUGAAUUUGUUCCAGGAAAAUAUCAUCGAGCUGACCUCAAUUACCCCACCAGUCUACCAAAUCGAAAAGAUAGCAUCAAGAACUUUGAAUAUGAUCCUCCUUUAUCAUGUUGUGGUAUUUUCCAGUCUAGACUAAUAGGUAAGCUAAACAGAAGUUGGGACAACAGAAAGAAGGGCUUGGUGGUUCAGAUUUUCCAUAGUCAAUCAGAGACCAUGCUGGAGUAGCUUUCCAGAACUGUAAGCUGGACGUGGUAUCUCACGAUGAAGGUAUCCAGCCACAAUGAGCUUGUCCACCAUAACAGCAUUUAAGUCCAGUUCAUAUUGGAUAACACAGGUGUCCUCAAUCCAUGAUCUCAUUCUCAUUAAUGACAGCAAAGUUUCUCACCAGAAAUUAGCAUCUCGUUUAACCAGAAGCCUGCAUGAACCAAACUUUGGUCAAAACUUAAACAAGCAACUACUUCUUGGCAACACUACCAGAUGUAUCUGGGUGCCUUUUGCCGAACAGGUGGAAGAUCUUGGUCACGGAGAAGGGCGUUGCUCAGGGCUGGCCAAAGAUAUAUUGAGGCAAAGGACAAGAUGCCCACCUAAGUUCAGCACUGGUGAUGGGAAAGUGUUCUCCACUUUAACUGAAGGCUUCAAGCUAGCUUAGGCAAGCACAGGACCUGGCGUGGUACACACAGCUUUCUCCUCCAACUGAGGGAAAUGGCUGGGGGGCUCGGGAGGAAUGGCCUGGGGCUGCUGACCAGCUUUUAAGGCUGAGAAUGACCACCUCAUUCUAUGUAAUAAUGGUAAGGGCAGCAAUGAAUUACUGGAUAAUAUAGCACUCUAUGAAGCGCUUGUGUGGGCCAUGGAACUUCCAUUUAAUUUUACUUUCAGCUUACUUUUGGAAGAGCAAAAACAUAGCAGCUCACAAGGGCUGUAAUGUGGGGCAACACUAGUAGAAAGACAAACAGUAACUCAGAGUUAAACAGAAAUAGGUGUGAAUAUAUUUCAGGCAAUAAAAUGGCACCCUUUACAGAAUUGUUUAAUGAGAAUCAUAAAUUUCGACCCAGUUUCCACAAAGACUCUAGUCUUCUUCAUUGCUUCUUAAUUCAAAAAGUAUCCCUUGUGAGUCCAUCCAUUUCAAUUGUAUAUUAGAACACAAAACAAUUUGUGUUUUGGAAUGAAAGCCCCCCACCCACAAUCCAUAUAAACAUGCUUUGCACCCAUAUUUUCUUUUUGUGAAGGAUUUUUUUGUGCUUCUUUAUUCUCAGGAGAAGCCCUGCUUGAGAAGGAAGUGAUAGUUAGCUGUGUCUACUCUUCCCCAGCACUACGCUGUAUCCAAACUUCUCAAUAUGUAUUAGAAGGUAAGUGACCCUUUCUGAAAGAAAGGAUGUAUGGAACCAAUCAAGGCUGAAGUGGUGUGCUGGCGUCUUAAUUAUUUUUAAGGAGAAGCAUUUUCUCAGGGCCAGUUCUACCACUAGGCAAAGUGAGAAAGCCAGUUCAGGCAGUUGAUUUGGUUGUUCUGUUAGGCUAUAUGCACACCAUACAUUAUGGUUACCAGGCUUCCCUGUUUCACCAGGACAGUCCCCGGAUUUACAAAUAUCUGUCCCCAGACAAAAUCCGUCCCCGGAAUGUCCCCGGAUUUCAUUUAAUGUCCCCAGAUUUAUAUUUUAAGUGUUGUAGAUUUAUUAGUAGGGAAUGAAUGUUGUGUGAUUGGUUCAAUGGCACAAGACACCUCAUAUGGGGGCUUCUGGCGAGGCAAAAUGGUGGGCACCACGGCAGUGGGCAACUCCUGAAGCCAGCAAGAGCCAACUGCGCUACCAUGCUGGCUCCGGGCUGCUGAGACGACUGCCGCCACUGCCGCCACUGCCGAGGGGGACCUGGGAUGCCCAGCGUGUCAACUGAGGGAACCACUGACACACACACACACCCCGUGACCCAAAUUGAGCUGGGAACAAGAGCGCCUGGCCACCCCAGCCGACUGCCCAGCUGCUCUCCGGGGCUAGGAAAACCCCGGAGCUGAUGCAGGGAGAAGGAGGAGAAGAGAAGGAGAAGGAAGAGAGAGAAAGAGGAAGGAGAAAAAAGAGGGGAGCCCCAACCUUGCCACCACUGAAGAGGAGAGGUAGGAGAGCACCGGGAGGGCAAGGACACGUGGCUGAUCCCAGCCCGACCUGAGGGAGAGAAACAGACAGACAAACAAAAUAAUUAACUUCUGGGACAUUACUUAUUCCAGAUCACACCACAUAAGACUUUUCCUAAGACUUUUUGAAAUGUUUAUUGAAUGCAAGAUUUGGUCUUAAACAGGUUCUAUAUGCUUUUCUUUGUUAUAAUAUCGGCUUUCAUUAUUGCAGGGCUUCAAAUGGAACAAAAAGCCAAGAUUUGUAUAGAACCUGGACUCUUUGAAUGGACUAAAUGGGAGAUAAGCACAGUUGUUCCCUCUUUUAUGACACAGAGAGAAUUGACAGAGGCCAAUUACAGUAUAGAUACCACAUACAGGUAAGUGCUACAGUUACAGAAACCCAGUUAGCAUAUAAUACUAAGCCAAACCAUGGCUUAGCGCAAAUGGGUAAAUGUACAGGUUUCACUGUACUACUUCCCCCAGUCCUGUUGCUGCCAAGCUGCUCGUGGCCAAGCCAUAGUUUGGCUUAGUGUUCUGCCUGAACCUCCACCAGCCGAACCACAAGUGGGAAACCAAGAACAAACCUUGGUUACAGCUCACGGUUCCUCUGGAGUGAGACAAACCAUGAGCAUGUUUCCAGAAUGGUGCCUAAAUGUUAUGAUGUGAGUGACUACCCAGUGCUGAACAAAACACUUCUCUUUAUGGUCAUCAGAAUUAACAUAAUGUAGCAAGUGUGUUCUUAUUCACUCAGGUAGGAUAGUCUCUAUUCAUUGUCAGAUGUAGUAUUAAUCAUUUAAUACUACAGUCGGGAAUUAGAUGGGAGUACUGCAAGCCAACUUCUAAGAAAUUCAGCCCAAUUCUAUUUGCUCCUGUUGUCAUUAUGGUUUAGUGGCCACUACAACAUCCUGUGAAAGGCAGACCUGGAAAUGAUGAUUCACUUAUCUCUGCAAGUGUGGAGUAAUUCCUUUGCUUGUGUUCCUUGCUAGAGAAAAGGCUGUGCUAGUGCUAGAAGCUGAGGGCCCACAUUUGUGUUGUUGGCCUUAGGACUGGAGCAAGAGAAGAAAACCCAUUCCUUGCUUCUGCCCAACAGAAAGCCAAUUGUUGGCUGAUAAACAUUAAAGUUGCCUUUAUGCCUUGCUUAUGUACUUUCCGAAUGCAUCUAGAUGGUAACUGCUGGAAACAGAAUUUUAGAUGAAUAAGAUCAUUGGUCUGAUCCAGCAGGGCUGUUCUUAAAUUCUUAAGUCCUAUGUGUCUAAGUGAUGCCCUUAUUUAUUUAACUUAUUUAUUAUUUAGCAAAAUGUCUACAGAGUAUCCCUUAACUGUAAGAAAAUCUAUAAGCUGCUGCUGAAUAGGCAGCACCAGUGGCUGGAACAAGCAAGUGGUAUGGUGUAAGGGGAGGUCAUUGAAUCAAGGAGACAGAGUCUUCUUGGGCUUGGGCACCUAAGGCCAACUCUGUGCUCUGUUACAGUAUGCAGACAAGAGCGUAGAAAUAAGCUCUUCCAGUGCAAUAAACCAAUGCCUCUUUUAAUGAGCUAGACAGCAGAAGGGAAGUGUAGUCUUGUCUCCAUUGCAACUAGGGUUUGGGGGGAGAGGGGCAGGAGAAAACUGAGCUCUCUUAAAUCAAUGAGGUUGAUAAUACAGCCGUUAUAGUGUAUAAUGUUGUCAUAUUAUCUAUGACUAAGCUUUAUUUGCCCAAGGCCCAUGUUAUCUCUUACGCAGCCAAUACUCUCUCAUGUAUGUACUCUAAGGCAGACACGUAGACACAGGCACACUGUGUCCCCCACCUCCCAGCUGCCCCAUGCCCCCUUCCAUUCACUGAAUGAUCAAACUGAAGAUCAAGGAGGGGGUGAUUUGCAUCCCCAUCCAAGCACUGGGCCUCACUUAUCCUAGCACAGUGUGUACUUUCUAUUAUUUUCAUUUUGCCACUGCUGCUAAAAUUGGCAAGGUCUUUAGAGAGGCAAGAAAAAAUGGCUCGGGGAUCCAGAUCAGACCCCCCCCCCAAACUACCCUUGAUCUAGGCUAGUUGCAGAAUAUAUCAAAGUAAAGGUAACACAUUUUAAAACGAAAUACAUAACAAGCAAGUGUUGGGGAAGAAUCAAGAGCAGUCGCUGCUAGUGCAAUGAUGGGUGUUGGUGGAGAUACUUUAGAAGCAAAGCAGCUUAGAUUCUAUGAUUAAUCACAUUUCUGAACAAUAAUACCAUAUAUUAUAGGUACAAAAAGUUUGCAUACUUUGUAAGAAGUAAUUAUUCUUGCACUUUCAUCAACCGUGCUUAGUCUUCUCUUUCUUAACCCUCUGUGGCAAUGGAGUUCUGUGGUUCAGUGCAGUUUGCAAAACCUCAAACAGAACAGGAAACAAUAACGAGCACAGGAUCGAUUGUAGCCUCGUAGCUUCCUCUUGGAGUCCUUUUGGCAAAAGGCUGCGGUGAAUGAUUCAACUGUGGAAAUUGUUCAGCUGAUAAAAAAAAUGACUUGGGCUGACCAUGUGUGUGCUCUGGGAGGGGGUGGGAAAACAACUCUUAUCUGUUUGUUGUAUGACUCAGCACAGAACAACAUCCUCAGCUUUAAAGGGAGUUGUUAGCAAAAUCAUCCCCCCUCCCCUUUUAUCAAAAGUAGUUUUACAACAAUGUUACUUUCCAACCCUGGGCACCUUGGAAGGAUAGAAAAUUAAUUAAGAAAACAAAAUAAUAUAAAUAUUAUAUAUUAUAUAUAAAUAUAUAAAUCUUAUAGAGGGGUUUUAGGGGGGCACAAAUCCAAAACAACUUCUAUACUUCAGUGACCUCAGGGCAGCCGGGGCAUGUUUUGCUCAUCAAAUCCCUAAGGCUGCGAGGAAGGCUUGCUGGAAAAAUACUUUUCUUUGUUGUUUGUUCCCCUUAUCAAAUCAAUCCAUUUAUUACCACCAAUAGACCAAAACACUGGAACCUCAGAGAAAAACAGAUUCAAAAGGGUAACAUAAAAACUUUUAUAUAAAGCUACAAUAAUUUCAAGCUAGUCCCUGAAGAUGCUGUUUCAGAUGUUGGGUAUUUCUCUUGUUCUCACCACUACUGAUAGAAAUUUAGGCACUAACAGCAAUACUUUGGGGGUUUUUAUCUUCCAUCAAAUCCAUUACAAAACAGAAGGACGUGUUCUAUAGAUUCUACCCCUUGAUUAUAAAGGGGCUUCCCUUUAUAACUGCUGAUCAGCUACAUCAAGUCUCUUUCAAAGGUGCUGAAAGUGCCUCUUAAAGGAGGUUGCUGUUACUGCCAGUCACCUUAGUAGCUACAGCAAACUCCUUUGACUUUUGGCAGGUAUCAUUCACCUGACAUCAUGAUGAUAUCAGGUGAGUGGUUCUGCCUACCUGUCAAAGUUGUCCCAUACAGGGUUGGGGGAGAUAAGGAUCUGGCCCACUGGUGAAAUACGGUUCCCCACUCAUGCUAUAAAUGAACAAUUUCCUAAAACCAUCAAGCAGGUUAAGUGAUGGAGCCUGGAAUGGCAUUCAAAUGUUCCAAGCCUAACAUUUCCUUUGAGCCAACGAAUAUUAACCAAGUGGAUUUUGUUAACAGGUGUCAUUUUCCUCUUUCUUCUCUGAUGGCAUCCGAAAGCUAUGAGGACUACGUGAACAGAUGCUCUGCAAGUAUAAAACAGAUUGUCGGCUCCUGUGCAACCGAAGGUAACUCUAUGGUAACUCUUGAUUUCAUUGCUUUGAAUCUUCAAGGACAGAAUCACAAGCACAAGUUUGCUAUUUAAAAAAUGCCUUUAUGGCAGCCAAAAUAUAGGCGGGCUAGAACAUAUGCAGACUUGAAGGUUCUCAAGCACCACUAGUACUUCUUCAGGGGUGGGAAAACCCUACCAGAUGAGCGGGGUAUAAAUAAAUCAUCAUCAUCAUCAUCAUCAUCAUCAUCUCAGUCUAAAGGCCGCAUUCCUUUCUCAGCAACCUUCCAGGAGCCACGUGUUGGUUUCUGCUUUCCUUCACUGUGCAGCUCUACUUGUCACGAGACAGGUGUUUACAUUCCACAGUCUGUACUGUUGGAGUUUCUCACGGGAAAGGGAGACUGGAUGUGACGUACACUGGUUUCCUGUUUUUCACUGUGUGAUUCUCUCCGAGCUGUCGAGGAGAGAGGAUGCAUUUUCUGCUCCUGCAGAGGCAAGAUGUCUUUCUGUAAUAUACCAGCUUUGAACUGUAAAUAAAGCAAUAUAGAGUAUGUAGCACGUAUUGCUCAUCCUUCCGCUGGGCACGACAGACUCUGCUUGGCAAUGGUGGGAGGGGCCAGAGGCAAAAAUGAGCAGAGCAAUGAAUGUAAAUUUUACCUUUCCACUGUAGGCUAGUUUCUACACACACUCCUCAUACAGCCCUCUUUAGCCUUCAUCCAGGCAAGCAAGGGCCACUGCUUGAACGCAAGGGCACAUUCCAGCCUGGCAAAAGCACACAAAGAGGUGCAAAGUAGUGCAAGUGAGAUGGGAGGCUUGGGGAGAGUCCAAAGGGAAAUGUGGAAGGCUGCAUUUGUCCUCCUGCAGCACUGAAGUCCCGUCCCCCCCGCACUACUUUAAUAAACUAUUCUAAGGAGAUCCCUUUCUAACAAUAGGCACCAUCCUGGUUGUUGGCCAUGGCUCAUCUCUAGAUUCCCUCACUCGACCAUUACUGGGUCUUCCUGCCAGAAAGAGCGGUGACUUUCCCCAGUUCAUUCGAAAGGUAAGGCUCUCUCUUAUCUAUUGCAUUUAUAGCCCACCUUUUUAUCCAAGGAGCUCAAGGUGGCAUUUGUGGUUUUCCCUCCCCUCGUUUAAUCCCUACAACAACCCUGUGAAGCGGUUAGGUUGAGAGGCAGGGACUUGUCCAAGCUCACCCCGUGAGCUUCAAGGCCAAGUGGGGAUCUGAACCCCGGUCUACCAGGUCAUUUCCCAACAUUCCAACCACACUGGCUUUAAAUAACUUGGUUGUUCAGGCUUGUUUGCCCCUAUUAUGUGCAUAAUCAUCAGAGAUUAAGACUUUUCUUGCCAUAAGGACCAUAGCAGAGAACAUCAGUGGCAGAGAACAUCCUUUGCAAUGCAGGUUGUCCAGGAUUCAAUCCCUGGCAUCUCAGGGAAGGGCUGGGAAACCUACCCCACCCCCCAAGAUCCUGGAGAAUCAUUGCCAGUGAGAGUACUGGGUUAGAAGAACCAGUGGUCGGAUUCUGUACAAAGCAGUUUCCUGCCUUUCUGCUCUGCAUUCACAAUGUUCACAAAAUGUUCGCUCUUAGAAACAGAAGAAACUGCCUUGUGCCAAAUCAGACUGGUUGCUCGCCUAACAAUAUUUAUUUAUUUAUUUAUUAAAAUUUAGACACCGCUUGGUUGUGAAAACAAAACAAAAUCUCAAAGGGGUUUACAAAAAGAUAAAACAAUAAAAUGGGGGGGGAUUAAUAACUGUACCUUAAAACAUACAAGUAUUAAAACAGAUUAAAAUUACCUCAGCUUUCUAAGCAUUUGUGUGGGCUUGUCUAAAGAAGAAUGUUUUUAGCAGGCACCGAAAAGAGUUCAGUGAAGGUGUCUGUUUGAUGUCAAUAGGCAGGGGGUUCCAAAGGGCAGGUGGUGCAACACUAAACAAUAAAGUUCUUACAAAUGUGGAAUGGGUAUUAUGUGGCACCUGUAGUGGUGCCAGUUCCGUCGAUCGAAGCAGUUGAGUGUACACAUGUGGGUAACAAAACAACAGGAUUUCAGGCAGAAGUCAGUCAUUACCCUCGCUUGAUACCUAAUCCUUUUAAUUUGCAGUCAAGUGAACUAUGCUUUCCCCCUUACCCUUGAAAAUUACUAGAAUUUGGCUGACAAUAUCCUUUGUGCUGUUAGUGAAGAAAGAGGGACCCACAGCAUAAUUAUCAGCUCCUCUGAGCCACUUUAUGCUGCUUAAAUAACCUUCACUCCUUCAAGCCCUUGUGAGCUAUUAUUUGUUGCUUUUAAACGUCUCGAGUGACUUGCCCCUAACACUCUUGGAUAAUGAAAACUAUUCAGUUACCUCAUGGUGGUGUUGGCUUAUAUGGGGUAACUUCCUUUCUUGCCCUAAAAAAACCCCAUCUUGAAAUCUUUUCUGCUUUACUAGAUUCCUUCACUGGGCAUGUGUUUCUGUGAAGAGCUUAAAGAAGAGAAGAAAUGGCAAAUGAUGAAGCCACCAGUCAAGAUGUUAACCCAUGGAGCAAAUGCUCCAUUCAGUUGGAAGCACAACCUUCCGGAUCAUUAAGCAAUGUUCACUCAAAUUGUGGAUUUGUAUUUUUCUGAUUCAACAGAAUCUCGCUGUUAUUUCAAAACCUUGCUCUGCAGGCUGUUUCUUGGUCACAGCAAAAUAAUGGAAUGGAACUUGGGAACUGGCUUUUACAUUUUACGUGAAAUGCAUUUAUGGUUUUUUGGUUUUGUUUCCAUCUUUCUUCAACCGAGAAAUAAAAUCCACACAUUUCACUUUUAACUGCAUUUCUACUGUAAUAAAGAGGCGUGGAAUUUCCUCUGAUUCCCACACUUGCUUCCAUCAAAUAACUGCA
Podarcis lilfordi (Lilford's wall lizard) is the source of this 22182-nucleotide messenger RNA. Lineage: Eukaryota; Metazoa; Chordata; Lepidosauria; Squamata; Lacertidae. The record is from the annotation of a GenBank genome assembly.